AUGCCUAGGGCCCCGCGGAAUCACAGCAAGACUUACAAGCCACCGCGUCGUGCUUACGAGGCCCCUCGUCUCGAUGCCGAGCUGAAGCUCGCCGGAGAGUACGGCCUGCGCAACAAGCGUGAGAUCUGGCGCAUUGGUCUUAUUUUGUCCAAGAUCCGUCGUGCCGCGCGUGAGCUUCUCAAGCUCGACGUGAAGGACCCCAAGCGUCUCUUCGAGGGUAACGCCCUCAUUCGCCGACUCGUCCGCAUUGGUGUGCUCGACGAAUCCCGCAUGCGUCUCGAUUACGUAUUGUCGCUGAAGAUUGAGGACUUCUUGGAGCGAAGGCUACAAACCCAGGUCUUCAAGAGUGGGUUGGCUAAGAGUAUCCACCACGCGCGUGUGCUUAUCAGACAAAGACAUAUCCGCGUUGGCAAGCAAGUUGUCAAUGUCCCUUCAUUUAUCGUCCGACUUGACUCCCAAAAACACAUUGACUUCGCUCUCACCUCGCCGUACGGUGGAGGCCGCCCCGGCCGCGUCAAGCGCAAGCGCGCCGCUGCGGCUGCGAAGAAGGAGGAAGGUGGCGAAGAGGAAGAGGACGAGUAA
Sparassis crispa is the source of this 582-nucleotide messenger RNA. RefSeq names its product 40S ribosomal protein S9-B. Gene Ontology annotation, biological process: positive regulation of translational fidelity; translation. Lineage: Eukaryota; Fungi; Basidiomycota; Agaricomycetes; Polyporales; Sparassidaceae. The coding region runs from base 1 to 582 and encodes 193 amino acids. The record is from RefSeq and is a predicted model, not a curated record. The transcript has 5 exons. Gene Ontology annotation, molecular function: structural constituent of ribosome; rRNA binding. Gene Ontology annotation, cellular component: cytosolic small ribosomal subunit.